This is a messenger RNA of Sinocyclocheilus rhinocerous, 630 nucleotides long. Its product is annotated as lachesin-like. NCBI's taxonomy places the organism in Eukaryota, Metazoa, Chordata, Actinopteri, Cypriniformes, Cyprinidae. The coding region runs from base 1 to 630 and encodes 209 amino acids. The transcript has 5 exons. The record is from RefSeq and is a predicted model, not a curated record.
AUGACUGUAUUUGAUGAUGUUCUUGAUGGGAGAUUCAGAGACAGACUGAAGCUGGACAAUCAAACCGGAUCUCUGACCAUCACAGACAUCACAACUGAACAUGCUGGAGAUUAUAAACUAAUGAUAACUGGAGGAAAACUGUCAUUAAAAGCAUUCAGAGUUUCUGUCUAUGCUCGUCUGCCGGUUCCUGUCAUCAGCAGUAACUCUUCAAACUGUUCAUCUUCAUCAUCACAGCAGAAUUGUUCACUGGUGUGUUCAGUGUUGAAUGUGGGUCAUGUGACUCUCUCCUGGUACAAAGGAAACAGUUUAUUGUCCAGCAUCAGUGUGUCUGAUCUCAGCAUCAGUCUCUCUCUACCUCUGGAGGUGGAAUAUCAGGAUAAAAACAGCUACAGCUGUGUGCUCAACAAUCCCAUCAGCAAGCAGACUCAACAUCUGGACAUCAGUCAACUCUGUCACACAUGUUCAGACUCUGUCCACUGCUGUGGUUCUACUGAAGCUGUGAUCCGAUUGGUCCUCUCUGCUCUGGUGGGCGUGGCUACUGUCGUUAUUCUAGUUUAUGACAUCAGAUCCAGAAGAGCUGAACAGGAUCGAGCACAGAUUCACACAUCAGGUGGCUCAUUUACACCCUAG